GCCACCCUGCCGCCGCCUGUCGCGCACUUGCUAACGGACUAGAGCUGGCCGCAUGGAGCCCGAGCUGGAGCACACACUGCCUGGGACCCUGACCUGGAGCCACAGUGGGGGUCCAGAGAGUCAAGAGAUGGACUUCUUAGAACAAGGAGAAAACUCAUGGCCCUCACCAGCUGUGGCCACCAGCUCAGAAAGAGCCUGCGCCAUACGGGGAGUCAAGGCUUCGAGAUGGACGAGACAGGAGACCGUAGAGGAAGCAGAGCCACCAGGUUUGGGAGAAGGUGCCCAGUCCAGACCAGCUGCUGAGUCCACCAGGCAGAAGGCCACAUUCCCGAAGGCCACACCCUUGGCUCAAGCUGUUCCCUUGGCUGAAGCGGAGACCUCCCCCAUAGGGUGGGACCUGCUCUUACCCGACUGUGCAGCCUCAGCAGUGGGCUCCAGCACAGGUGACUUGGAGCUGACCAUAGAGUUCCCAGCCCCAGAGGCCUGGGACUAUGAGCUGGAAGGCCCUGGGAAGGACAGGUCUCGGUCUGGUCCAUCGCCACAGGCCCCACUUCUCGGCCUGAGUUGGGAUGACGAACUUCAGAAGCCCGGAGCCCAGGUCUACAUGCACUUCAUGCGGGAACACACCUGUUAUGAUGCCAUGGCUACCAGCUCCAAACUGGUCAUCUUUGACACCACGCUGGAGAUAAAGAAGGCUUUCUUUGCCAUGGUGGCCAACGGUGUGAGGGCAGCCCCUCUGUGGGACAGCAAGAAGCAGAGCUUUGUGGGCAUGCUCACCAUCACUGACUUCAUCCUGGUGCUGCACCGGUACUACAGAUCCCCCCUGGUCCAGAUCUACGAGAUUGAAGAACAUAAGAUUGAGACCUGGAGGGAGAUCUACCUACAAGGCUGCUUCAAGCCUCUAGUCUCCAUCUCUCCCAAUGACAGUCUGUUUGAAGCUGUCUAUGCCCUCAUCAAGAACCGAAUCCACCGCCUGCCAGUCCUGGACCCGGUCUCCGGCACUGUGCUCUACAUACUCACACACAAGCGGCUACUCAAGUUCCUGCAUAUAUUUGGUGCCCUGUUGCCCCGGCCCUCCUUCCUCUGCCGCACCAUCCAAGACUUGGGCAUCGGCACAUUCCGAGAUUUGGCUGUAGUUCUGGAAACAGCUCCUGUCCUGACUGCGCUGGACAUCUUUGUGGACCGACGUGUGUCUGCACUGCCUGUGGUCAAUGAAUCUGGUCAGGUUGUGGGCCUCUACUCCCGCUUUGAUGUCAUUCAUCUGGCUGCCCAGCAAACCUACAACCACCUAGACAUGAGUGUGGGAGAAGCUCUGAGACAGAGGACACUAUGUCUGGAGGGAGUUCUCUCCUGCCAGCCCCACGAGAGCCUAGGUGAAGUCAUUGACAGGAUCGCACGGGAACAGGUGCAUAGGCUGGUGUUGGUGGAUGAGACCCAGCAUCUUCUGGGUGUGGUCUCCCUCUCUGAUAUACUUCAAGCGCUGGUGCUCAGCCCUGCUGGAAUCGAUGCCCUCAGUGCCUGAGACCUGAGUUCUCACACCCAAGCCAUCUUCUUCACCUGAAAGCCAACAAAAGGAUCUUGGAACUUGAAGGGGAAUUGGCCUUCAUCUUCUCUCACCCCCAUCUGCUGGCUCUGCUCUGGUUCAGGUUCUCCAGCCUUCCCUGAUUGUCCUUGCUACCUAUACUCUUGGAAGCCUUUGGGCAUGCCCAGUGCACCAGGACGAUGAAAGAACCACAGAGUCAAGGCUGCAAGUCCCUGAACCAGAGACCCUGCAAUCAGUCCUGGAUCGUCUGUGUGUCCUGUCCCUGCUUACUCCUUUCCCUGCUCCUGCAUCAGGGCUGAGCUCAGUGGGGCAGUGAGCCUGCAGCCUAUGGAUUUAGACAGGAGCCUGAAAUGCUUGGUUUCUGGACCAUGUACACUCGUGUUCCCUGCUCCUGGGAACCCUGGCUGUUCUCCCCCUGUGGAAGCCACCAUUGCAUCACCACCAUCCACCAGCUUACUCUCCUGGUGCAUCAUCACCAUCCGCCAGCUCACUCUCCUGGUGCAUCACCACUCUCUGCCAGCUCACUCUCCUGGCCUUCCAAGAUGCUGGAGGCCAACACUGAACAGCCCUUGAUUCUAGAGCUGUCUGCUGGAGUGGGUGAGCCUGACACUGUUGCAUGGGAGGAUGGGGGGGAGGGGAGGCUCCUUAGAACUCACCAAUGGACAUUGUUUCAUCCCCUCCGUCUCUUCCCACCAGACAGAAGAUCUUGUAUUCAGAUCCUUAAGAAUGAACAAUCAAGGAAAGAAAGAAAGAAAGAAAGAAAGAGAGAGAGAGAGAGAGAGAGAGAGAGAGAGAGAGAGAGAGAGAGAAGAGCAAGCCCCAAUCUUGGAUGCUAUAGGCUUGCUCAAUUGCUACAGUCAUUGAGAACUUGUGCCAAACUCCUUAUGUCUCCUGAAUUCAAAGACUUGAAGGGAAAUCUGCAAUUGACAAAAGCUGCAAGUGGCCUUUCUUUUGUGCAUAGAAUGUUAUUCUGCCAACAUUUUUUUUACUCUUUGAUUUGUAACAAAAUGAUAAGGAGUGUUUAUUAAUUAAUUACUCACACAGGAGGUGAAACCCAGUCUACAAAUGGGACUCUGCAGGAAAUACCACUGAUCCUGUAACAUUGGAUGUAGUUUCUACCAUGACCUCAGUUCACCAGGUAGAAAGAAAUUAAUCUCAGUAAAUUCUGGGUCUCUUCGUCUGCCUUUACCCUCCCCUGUGAUGACAGGGGCCCUCAGAUCCAGUGGUCCAAUGAAGAAAGAGUGGAUUCAUAUUUUUACUGUCUUUUAAAAUUCCUUUUCAUUCACUUAUUUUAUUGUGUAUGCUUGCAAGCAUAAGUGUGCCACCCUGGAGUGUGAU
Mus pahari (shrew mouse) is the source of this 2881-nucleotide messenger RNA. It is a transcript of the gene Prkag3, whose product is annotated as protein kinase AMP-activated non-catalytic subunit gamma 3. The transcript is spliced from 14 exons. Bases 53 to 1522 code for a protein of 489 amino acids. The record is from RefSeq and is a predicted model, not a curated record. Lineage: Eukaryota; Metazoa; Chordata; Mammalia; Rodentia; Muridae.